This is a messenger RNA of Cantharellus anzutake, 1029 nucleotides long. RefSeq lists its product as uncharacterized. The coding region runs from base 1 to 1029 and encodes 342 amino acids. The transcript is spliced from 7 exons. Lineage: Eukaryota; Fungi; Basidiomycota; Agaricomycetes; Cantharellales; Hydnaceae. The record is from RefSeq and is a predicted model, not a curated record.
AUGGAUGAAGACUUGCUGGGAUACGAAGAUUUCCCCAUAUACAUCAAGAAUCUCAAAGGCUUAGAAAAGCUCAUGCUUUCUGGUGCUAAUCAUCAUUACUCCUUAGUCAAUGAUGAGGGCGUAAGUGGACCUCAGAUCAAGGUGAUUCAUAGAAUGUUUGAAUCAUGCUGGGAUAACAUUCGUUUGCCAGCUACUCCUAAGCAGGAGUGGGAGGCCAAGUCCAAAAUGCGAUACAAGCUUACGCCAGGCAAUCAUGCAGUUGCACUAAGAUUGGCUGAUUCAAGCCACAACUCAACAGCCACAAUAGACAGUCCUCGGGUCCUUCAGGACGAAAGCGCAGAAACUUUGGGAGACACUGAGAAACCUGAGGUGGAAAAAGAGCCCAGCACAACACCAACAGAGCUGCGCACCCCAGAAAACAAAGGGAAAGCAUUGCCGGAAGACUAUGACAAUGACGAUGGUGAUAAUGAUUCAGUUUUUACGCUAGUUGAAGUUGAUGGCUUCUUGGCUCCCGAAUUUGGCUUACAACAUUGGCCUGUAUCAUGGGAAAAUGUCCACUUGCGUGACAAGAUGUUUGGGGAGCGAAGAUGGCAAACCAAUCCUUUGCGUGCGUAUCAUGAAGGAGUUGAUGGCAUCAUCCCACCAACAGACUAUGCAAGCACUCUCCCAGGAGCGACUGUGCAGAUUUCUUUCACCAUUGCCUGCCACUUAAUUGGAAGUGAGGCAGGCAAAAAGGUGACAUUCUCUGCACGUAUAGAGGAGAUUAUUGUCCUCCAACCCCCGACCCCUCUUGUCAGCACUCGUACCGACAAUGGAUCUGUUGAAGUGGCAUUCCGAUGCCCUUUGUCGCCACGAGGAUCGGGCUGCAAUGCCGCGAUAAUAACAGGAUCCCCCUCCAAGCGCCAGUUCUCAGGUCCAUCCUUUUCACCUGUAAAAUGCCAAAAGCUCAAGAAAUUUGCCCCUGACACCAAGAAAGUCUCCCCUGUGGUCAAGAAAAGCACCCCUGUUGAUGUGUUCACCAAAAAGUAA